This is a messenger RNA of Racocetra fulgida, 3858 nucleotides long. The record is from the annotation of a GenBank genome assembly. NCBI's taxonomy places the organism in Eukaryota, Fungi, Glomeromycota, Glomeromycetes, Diversisporales, Gigasporaceae.
AUGCCUUCGCAUACUCCGCAUACUCCUUCCGUUCAUCAUAAUCAUCCAACUUCAAUAUCCCGAAAGAACAAUCAUAAUUAUUCAAAUAAUGAUAAAUUUAUUCCAGAUAAAUCUGAACAUUUAUAUCAACUUCAGUUGCAACGUCAACAACAGAAACAAUUUUAUGAUCAACUGAAAGAUAUAUCGAUGCCAAUAUACGAGGAUCACAAUUAUUUGCAAUUCCAAGAGAAUCGUGAUUCUGACGGACGUUCUUCUCAAUCAAACCACCGUCUUCAGCCUCAAUUAUAUCAGCUUCCAAAUUUAUAUAAACUGUCCCUGCAGUUAACAACUGAGUUAAAUAUACAUAAAUGGUGGGAUAACGUAAUCGACAUUUUUACUUCUUCUUAUUAUGCUACGAGGAUUCUACUAUCGGUACCUCAUGAUUUAACUGAUACUGUAAAUACUCCUUGGGGCGUAAAAGCUAUGUAUAAUAAAAACUUUUAUUGUAAUAGUAAUACUUGUUAUUCGGAAAGUGCCACUGAUAGUUGUUCAUCUUCGUCGAGUGAUACUGGACAUUCGGUAUUUGAAAAUUUAAGAGGUUUCGAUUGUGAUUCUGAACCCUUGGUAGAUAAUUCUGGCAUUCUUAAAAUUUUACAUUGUGGAAAAAUUGUCGUGUUGUCUAGAGAGUAUAGAUUACCAAGUGAUGAAAAUACCUCAAAAAAUAAAGACAAUUACUCUAAUUUUAAUAGUGAGAUGAAGAAUCAUUGGUCAAGAUUUCGUAAGAAUUUAAGAUCAACUGAAAAUAAAGGUGUUCAAAAAAAUCUUGGUUGGGACAAUGUUAAAGACAAUCAUUGUACUGAUGAACAAGGUUCAUCACGGGCUAGGGUACUGGAUACACCUUGUUUAAAUAAUUUGGAAGAGGGUCAGGGCAAUUAUUUUCAAGAUGAUUUAUUUGAUAUUGAAAAAUCUUCAAGUUAUCAUCAUCGAUUAUCUGACUAUGAGGAAUUCGAACAACAACAACCUUCUCCUUGGUCUCAAUCUCCUGCUCCAUCUCCAGCUGUAACGGAUCUAAAUUGUAAUCCUUUCUUUCAAGCUAUACCUGAAAUUGAUGAUGAAGCAUUUAAUCCCUCCUCUUCAAGUACUUCGUCUCCUGAACUUCAUUCCUCACAUAACUUUAACUAUCCGGCUAUUACAGAUAACAAUGUUUACUCUAUUGUACAUAUUCCAUUAAUUCAUCCUACUACUGUUAAAAAUGUGGUUCCUACAAAUACAAAUCGCGCACCUGUACCUAUAGCAAUUUUAUCGUUUCUUUCAUGCCUUGUUCCUUAUCCAUCGGAUUUAAUUAACUCUCUAAAAGGUCUGGCUCCGUUCUUGGCAACAACCUUAUCAGUCUCAAUGAUACAUCAGCAGUCUGUUGUCCAAUUAUCUUGUACAACUCCAACUAGAUUAGAAAGACGUCGUAGUAGUCAACAUUCUAAUAUGACUGCUACUCCAUUUUCUACGGAUUCUUUGGUUGAUGAUGAUGAAUUUAGUUUAUCAUCUGGUGAAUGUUCGACAGCAUCAACAAAUUCUUCAAAAUGGACUGCUUAUGGUUGUAGUCCAAGUCUAGACUCGGAUAACGAGAUGAAUUCAUUUAGUAAUAUACAGGAUUUCACGAGAUCUGAUAGUUAUGAACAUACACCGGUCUCUGAUACUAUACCUCAUCCACACACUUUCAUAACAUCACGUCGUUCGGCGAAAAAUCAAGAUUUACUCGGGCGUGGGUGGAUAGAAGUUAUACAUCCUGAUGAUCGAGCCAACGUUUUGGAAAUGUGGAACACUACAUUUUUACGUGGAGAAGGGUCAAGUGCUAACUACCGCAUGAAACGAUUUGAUGGACAAUAUCGUUGGUUUCUUGGUCGUGCUGGUCCCUUACGUGACGCAAGAGGUGUUAAUAUUCGUUGGUUUGGAACUUGCAUUGACGUUCAUGAUCAAAAAUUGGCUGAACAACGCCAAAGUCGACAACUUCAUAUAGAAGCUAGUGAAAAAAAAUAUCGACUUCUUGCAGAUGCAAUACCUCAAAUAGUAUUUACUGCUACACCUAAGGAUGGUAUAACAUAUGUAAAUGAUAAAUGGUUGGCUUAUUCCGGUCAAACCGAGGAACAAGCAAAAAAUUUAGGAUUUUUGUCACACGUUCAUCCGGAUGAUCGUGCGAUUUGUCGUUUACCGGAAGAUACAGCACCUGAUAUGGAAAUGGUAUUAGAGCAAAAACUUAAGGAGGCUCAUGAUGCAGCUAAAAGAUCAAUGGAAAAAAUUCGUACACCAUUGAUUGGCAUUACUGGCAUGAUUAAUUUCAUGCUGGCUACUAAUCUAACAACUGAACAACUUGAUUACGCGCACACAAUUCAACAAUCUGCAGAUGCAUUGCUUUUAGUCAUAAAUGAUAUAUUGGAUCUGAGUAAAGUUGAAGCUGGAAUGAUGAAACUGGAGAUGGAGCCUUUUUCACUUCAUAAUAUGAUCGAAGAUACCAAUGAAUUACUUUCAACAUUGGCAAUACAAAAGGGUCUUGAACUAAGUUUUAUAGUAGAUGAUAAUGUUCCCAACGUUGUAUGUGGAGACAGAGUAAGGUUACGUCAGGUCUUAUUAAAUGUUAUAGGGAAUGCAAUCAAGUUCACCUCGAAAGGAGAAGUUUUUUCUCGUUGUUCUAUACAUCCAGAAGAAUCAGGAAUUAACGAGAGUGAAGUUAUGUUGUUGUUUGAGGUUGUUGAUACUGGUGACGGGUUUGAUUCUGGAGAGGAGGCUGCUAUGUUUAAACCAUUUUCUCAAGUGGAUACGUCUGUGAAUCCUCGUCCAUCGACACCAACUUCCGAGGAGUUCAAUCCGUUUCUUCGGAUUAGCAAGUUUGCUGUGCAGAAUGAUAUUAGUUAUUCAUCUUCAAAUUUACAGCCAUUAAAUCUAACAUCUUCUCCUGUGUCAACUGUCUGCCAAAAUUCUCCUGAGUCAACCGUCUGCCAAAAUUCUCCCGUGUCAACCGUCUGUCAAACUUUAGAACCUUCACUCCCAAAUCCAUUCGGUUGUAUAGAAUCCAAUAAUAAUAAUAAUGGAUCAUUGCCUGAGUUAAUUUUACCAUCGUCGAAGACCUCAACACCGACCAUUUCAAGGCCUUCCACUCCGUCAUCAAAGAUUCGAAAAGUUAAUUUGCUCCAUCCCGUUUGUGUUCUUAUAGUGGCCGAUCUACCCCGAUCACGUGAAACUUUGGUGCACUAUGUUCGCUCCAUUCUUCCUAAAUCACCAACACCUGAUAUUGAUAUUACUUGCAACUAUGACGAAGCUAAUGAUCGACUUACAAGUUCAGAAAUAAAGUCUUAUACACACAUUAUUAUAAAUUUAGUUUCUCAAGAUCAUAUUAUUUUACUUUCUACUAAAAUCAAAAAUUUGACACACCUCUCGCUCACCAUUACUGUAAUAUUAACCACUCCAAUUCAACGUGCUGGAAUUAUGGAGGGUGCACGAAACGAUUUACCAGAACGUGUUGAUUUUAUUUUAAAACCUCUUAACAGAACCAAAAUGGAAGGUUUAUUUGAUCAUACCACCACAGUACGGGAUAAUUUCUUAAGACGCAGAAACACGCAUCAAAUAGUUGCAUCUCAAAGAGAAGUGUUUAAACGUAUGGCAGAUGCUGUUGGUGACAAAGGAUUUAAAGUCUUGUUAGUUGAAGACAAUUUUGUUAAUCAGAAAGCUGAAAUUCGAUCGUGGGAGGCUGAACAUUUAACGGAUGAACCACCGAUCCCAAUAAUUGCACUUACUGCGAAUGUGAUGUCAGACGUGGCGGAAAAAUGUUUUGAAGUUGGAUUUACAAGCUACGUCAGUAAACCUGUUAGCUUCUCUAAAUUAAGUGAU